Trichoderma virens Gv29-8 is the source of this 855-nucleotide messenger RNA. RefSeq lists its product as uncharacterized. Bases 1 to 855 code for a protein of 284 amino acids. The record is from RefSeq and is a predicted model, not a curated record. The transcript has 3 exons. Lineage: Eukaryota; Fungi; Ascomycota; Sordariomycetes; Hypocreales; Hypocreaceae.
AUGAUGACUUUCUGUUCUCCUUGCAAUCGUGUGUUCAAGGAUGAGGCCGCGCUGUCGAUGCAUUUACGAGACAACAAAGUGCAUCAAGACGACCCAGCUGAAGCAAUGGAUGAGUCCACCUGGAAGUGCGUGCGCUGCGAUACCGAUUUCGACUCGCAGGAAGAUCUGAGACUGCAUAUCCUGUCAUCCGAACGGCAUUUUGCAUGCAUGGAAUGUAUGGAAGCCGGAGAGUGGCAGGAUUUCUUGACCAGGAGGGCGUUGAAGAGUCAUAUCUGGGGAAAACACCGACAAGGCGCAAAACAGGGAAAUACGGUUCCGACGGGUGUGCGAGAUACGCCGUUGGACGGAUUCUUCACUUCGUUUGCGGGAUUCGCGUAUGAUCCCCAUCGGUCGCCGGAAGCUUCGUGGAAGACGUUGCGGAAAUUCAAGGCCUGGAGGAAUGGACCUGGUUUGAGGAGCCCUGAGGAGGACGAUGCGUGGGCGCAAUACCAGCGGGCGCUGGCGAGGGAGGUUGAGAUGUGGUUUGGUGAUGAGACGGAUUUGACGGCGUGGCGAACUCUUUGCAAGGCGGUGGGGAAGGUUGAUCCGCCUUAUGAUAUUCGGAAGUGCAAAGGGAUUCUUCGAAACACGCAUGUCAAUAUCGUCGACCUGAUUGCCUGGGGCAGAAACGGGGGAGACGAGAACGAUGGCGAAAAGGUCAGAGUGUUCAAGUCUGUUGAGGAGCUGAGCAAAUAUACUGUGAAGCAUAAGAAGGUGUUUACAAAACAGGAGUUGAUGCAGUACAAUGGAGGGAAUGUGGUGCUAAAGCAUCUCCUGAGAGUCAUAUUCUCGAAAGGACGACGUUGGAUGUUGUGA